AUGAUGUACAAGAUCAUGGGGUUGAACAGCAUCCUGUCUGCCUUCGCCAUGUCUGCGCUGACACUGGAUGGCGUGAAGCUGGGCGACGGGCAAACCGCAAUGGAAUCCCUUUUCACAUCUAUGUGCUUCUUCCUGGUCUCCCGGAGCACGCCUGCCAAGCAGCUGGCAAAGCAGCAGCCGAUCAGCUCGGUCUUUGCCUGGCCGGUGAUGGCCACGCUGGCCUGCCAGCUGCUUGGCUACCGUCGUGGCGUGGCGGUGCCCGGGGUUCUCUGGUUGGCAGAUGGCCAACCAAUGGCGUUCCAAGGAGACCUUGAAGGCGAGUUCGAGCCAAACUUGACAAACACAGACACCCGACUGCAAAAGACAACUCAGCAUGCUGCAUCCUUCCUAGCUAACUACGAUGGCCACCCGUUCAUGCAGCCGCUGUCGGUGAACCGGCCUCUGAUGUACAGCCUCGUUCUCUUUGUGACGGCCAUUAUCGCCUGUGCGUCGGAAGUGACGCCAGAUCUGAACCACUCCCUCUCCCUGGUGCUCAGCCCCAACGAGGACAGCAUGGGGGACGGGCACAGCGCAGGUUUUUUAAAGUACAAACCCUCUUGA
Molecule: messenger RNA, 600 nt
Organism: Symbiodinium pilosum
Lineage: Eukaryota; Dinophyceae; Suessiales; Symbiodiniaceae
Source: the annotation of a GenBank genome assembly